Ceraceosorus guamensis is the source of this 2546-nucleotide messenger RNA. RefSeq lists its product as hypothetical. The record is from RefSeq and is a predicted model, not a curated record. Gene Ontology annotation, cellular component: catalytic step 2 spliceosome. NCBI's taxonomy places the organism in Eukaryota, Fungi, Basidiomycota, Exobasidiomycetes, Ceraceosorales, Ceraceosoraceae. Bases 281 to 2134 code for a protein of 617 amino acids. The transcript has 4 exons.
CAGCAUUCGUGAUUCGUGAUUACGUUCGUGAUCUUUUGACGAUACGUGCGUGAUCCGUCUGAUCAUCAGUUUGAGUCUACUGCUGACUCGCGCUCCUGACUGCGAUCCACGACGUUUCAAAACUCCAAGCAUACAUGUCUCGCUUGCUUGCGAUACAUUCCCCUCGACUUCUCGCGCAUGCUUUCGGAGGUCAGUCCACGCACCGUCCAGACCGUUGGCCAUCUCGAUUGAAGAGCAGAACCCAAUCUGCGGCCUAAUACGUCAGGCCGAGCUUGUCGAGAUGCCAGCGACGAGGUCGACACGAUCCACGAGAUCUACAAGGUCCACUCGAUCAGCCAAAGAUGCGAUCGACGACGCUUCUGAAGGAGCUCAAACGGCAGAAAAGGAAGCAAAAGUAGCGAUGGAUGAUGCUGGAGGGCAAGCUGAGCCGCAAGUCAGCAGUGGAGGAGGCCUAAAGGGAAAGGGAAAGGGUAGGGCUAGCGCAAGAAAAGUAGCCGCUGCGGGCAAUGGCUCAGCUUCGAAUUGCGCAGAGGCCAGCACAUCUAGCAAUGGCAAGAGCGCCAAAUCGAAGAAGAACGAAGAAGGUGCUCGAGAUGAUGACGACGAAGAGGUGCAGGAGGAGGAGGUCGAGCCAGACCAGUCAUCGCAGUCAGAAGCUGGGCAGAUAUCAUCAGCAACGAACGCAAAGGCUGCCCACAUACCACCUGCAGUAGAAGUGGAGACGCAGUCGGUCAAGGCCAAUACCGAAGCUGUCUCUGGAAUCGAGGACAAUAGCACGCCCGCGAAGGGUGAAAAUCCUCAGGGCAGUGAGGCAGCACAAGAGCCGAUAGCGCUAGUAAUCGAGACCGAUCCUGUCGUCCUAGCUGCACCUAAUGGUGAUGCUCCUCCAUUUAGACGCAGAGCGGCUGAAUCUGCUGCUUCCGAUUCAACGAAGCACACAGCGAUGGAAGUGGCAGGUCACGAAUCAGAGCCUGUCACGGCGCCACUGGAAGACAAGCCAGCCACAUCAGUGUCGCCUGUCAUCGGAGAUACGCAAGAAGAUCUGCAAAUGUCAAAGACGGAACUUGCUCAGGGCCCUUCAACUCGCUCUUCAGCUAGACAAGCACGUAGAGCUGCGGGCGCAAAAGCUGCCAGGGAUUCCUCACGACUUGACGAACGAAAAAGAGAGGAGCAAGCAGACGUCGCGAUGACGGACGCUGCUGCUGCUGAAGAGGAGCCUACCUCUGCGACGCUUGCGCCUGGUAAAGUGGAUCAGCCCAUAGAAGAGGGGCAGGCGUCGCGUUCGGAAACGAGCCCGAUCAGGGAGAGAGAGAACAAGGAAUCAGCGGCCGCGCCGGCCUAUAGAGAUGAGAGGAGAGUCAGACCUCGCAUGGACAAUGAGCUGGCAAAAAGGGGCAAGAGAAUGUUUGGCAUGCUCAAUAGCACAUUGGGCAAAGCAAAGGAAGAGAAUGAAAGGAUGGCGAGUGGGGAAGGGGCCAAGCGUCGAGCCGAACUAGCGUCUCGUUUGGCAAACAAGAGAGCGGCCAACGAGCGUCUAGUCGAAUCCGCUCGUCGUCUAUCGCAACUCGAGUCGCAAAUCAUCCUUCAAGCAUCCAGAAUCUCCUCUUCCGAAAGCGCCUUCAACGCGCUCAGAUCUUCCAAGCACCGCCUGGCCAGCUUUCUGGUCACGCCAGUGGGAAGCAGGUUGAGGGAUGUGCAGGUGGAGAAGAGGGAACGCGCAAAGGAGGUGCCUAAUGCGAUUGGUCCGGUAGGUGUGCAAGCGAGAGGGGACGAGCAUGCGCUGUACUUUUUGCCGAAGAAGCUUACGGGAAGGCAAGAGGAUGCGCUGGAUGAUCAGGAGGACGCAACGGACGACGCGAUGGCAAAAGCCGAAGCAGAAUGGACUGAAGACAAGUCAAAGAUGGUGAAGGAGCUGGACGAGCUGAAAAGAAAGUACGCUGCGCUUCAAGCUGAGAUGGAUAAAGAGUCUGCCGAAGCCGCUUCUCUUGCUCCUUCGCGACCCACCGCCGAAGGCCCAAAGCGCGCUGGACGCGUCGACGAGGAGAUGGGAGAGCGGGAUGCGGACGAGGAGGUCAAGAGAGAUGCGAAUGGAGAGGGAUCGUCAUUGGAAGAUGCAGAGAUGGUCUUGUCUUGACGCGAUGCGCUCGUCCCGAAGAAAAAGUGUAUCAUAUCCCGCACAAACAUUCUUGCAGUCUGAACAGGCAAUGCCCACAGACCAUUGUUGGGGGGAUGUACGCACACAAGAAUGGGGGCCCAAGAUGGGAGCACACGACGUUCCAGGUCUGAUGUUGGAAAUUUUCGAUGCGGCGUAAAAGGGACCCUCAUGAUCGUCUCUUGCUCCUCUCCUUUUUGAGAUCCUUUUUGAAUUUGCUCUUGCCGAGCGAUGCAGGUCGAGUCUGAGCAGAGUCCAAGAAUUGAGGAUUGCCCUUGGCAUCUCCCCUCCUGCCUCUAGCUCUAUCCAGCGCCUUGUCUCUUCCCUUUCCUCUGAGCUCCUCAUACGCAUCCUUUUCCAUUCUCUUCCUUCUUCCACUCCCACCUGCUCCUCC